GUACAUUUAUUUUGAAUAUCUCAGCUAACAGCAAGUGAAGUUAUCUGCACCGUUAUCGUUAAUUUAAGUUACUUCUCCAACAUGUCGACAGUCCAGGAGCUUCUGUUCUUCUGUUUCUGUCUGCUGACUUUGUCUGGAAAAACACCCGGACUUCCAAACGGAGCAUCUCCAGAGCCGUCUGUCAGGACACUUUAUCAAACGCAGGACGUGGCCCUGCUGCAGUGUGAAGUUCGAGGUGCUUCUCCUAAACCUACAGUAGAGUGGCAGGACAGUGCUGGAAACAAACUUCCUGCUAAAGAACCACAGGUUUCAGAAAGAGGAGGCAGCUUCUACAUCAUCCUCCAAACUACUGUGAAGAAGACCGACCGCUAUCGCUGUGUAGCCACACAGGAGGAGAUCAGACAUCAGAUUUAUGCUGAGACCUACGUGUUUAUCUGUGGUGCAGCUGCAGAGCCGUCCAUCACGAUAGUUGAUGUCACAGAGUUUGGGGUCCUGCUGCAGUGUGAAGUUCGAGGUGCUUUUCCUAAACCUACAGUAGAGUGGCAGGACAGUGCUGGAAACAAACUUCCUGCUGAGGAGACACAGGUCUCAGAAAGAGGAGGCAGCUUCAACAUCACCCUCCAAACUACUGUGAAGAAGACCGAAAACAACCGCUUCCACUGUGUAGUCCAGCAGGACGACAUCGGUCAUAUGAUCAGAAGUAACAUCACUGUGCCCGAGAAACUGUUUGAGGACACGUGCAGAAGAGGGGACGUAACAGGAUGGUUUCUUUGUGGAUUCUCUUUAGGAGCUCUACCUGUUGCUGCAGUUCUAGUUUUGCUUGUAGCUACAAAGUUCAUCACAGUACGCUGUAAUAAAGGAGCAGCUGAAGAGAGACAGGUAAACGGGGAGAGAAACAGGAUGACAUUCAGCACAAAGCUGGAGGUGGAAUCAAACCCUCACGCUCCACCAGGUUCUCCUGAGCAGGGAAACGGUUAUCAUAAAGAUCUUCCAGAGCUGCUGUGAAGGUGUGUGUGAAUCUGUAGACUGAGUCACGCAUGUUAGUCACAAACAACCAAAUACUGUUUUGUUGGACCAUUUACAUUUACUCAUCUGGCAGACGCUUUUAUCCGAAGCGACUUACAUUUGAGGAACAACAUACAAGCGUCAACAGAGCAUCAACUACAGAUCUACAAGUGACAAUACAUACAAGUAAGAGCAGCAAUAAAUACUAGUAGAGCUCAUAGUUUAUAUUAGUAUUGGCAAGUUCGAGUCUUUUGACAGACUCGUUCAUUCAAAUCUCUUUGUUUUUUUGAGUCAUUUCGUUCAUUUGAACUAGGCUGGUUAUUGCGGCGCU
This is a messenger RNA of Micropterus salmoides (largemouth bass), 1336 nucleotides long. RefSeq names its product butyrophilin subfamily 2 member A1-like. NCBI's taxonomy places the organism in Eukaryota, Metazoa, Chordata, Actinopteri, Centrarchiformes, Centrarchidae. The record is from RefSeq and is a predicted model, not a curated record. Bases 82 to 1005 code for a protein of 307 amino acids. The transcript has 6 exons.